Molecule: messenger RNA, 1970 nt
Organism: Magnolia sinica
Lineage: Eukaryota; Viridiplantae; Streptophyta; Magnoliopsida; Magnoliales; Magnoliaceae
Product: glycerol-3-phosphate acyltransferase 1-like
Exons: 2
Coding region: 191-1834 (547 amino acids)
Biological process (GO): cutin biosynthetic process
Cellular component (GO): membrane
Molecular function (GO): glycerol-3-phosphate 2-O-acyltransferase activity; phosphatase activity
Source: RefSeq, a predicted model, not a curated record
UCACCAACACCCCAACCUACCACAGAUAGGAAGGAAGAAAAGCGCAAACGUAUGUUGGAUGGUGGUGCAGUUAAUGCAUGAGGUGUGAUAAUGGCCAGGUCAACCUCUAUCUAUAACAAUAUAUAUACACUGUCCCUCUCCCUACAAUCGAUACACCUUCAUCAAACAACCACACCCAAGAAGAGAAGGCAUGGUUUUCCCAAUGGUCUUGCUCAAGCUAGCUGAUUGGGCCUGGUACCAGCUCUUGGCACACUCAUUUUACAGGGCUGCUAGGAAGAUUGGGACCUAUGGGUCUCUCUUUAACAACAACAACCAAUGUGGUAGAUCACACCAAGGGUCCACGUAUCCUAGUGUAAGUAAGUGUCCCUUAGAGUGUAAUGGUACCAAGACCUUGGUUUGUGACAUCCAUGGUACUUUGCUCAGAACCCCAUCUUUCUUUCCUUAUUUCAUGUUGGUUGCAUUUGAAGGGGGUAGCAUUUUUAGGGCCUUGGUGUUGCUUCUAUCAUGCCCACUGUUGUGGGUUUUGGACCAUGAACUUGGGUUGAGAGUCAUGGUCUUUGUGACUUUUUGUGGGCUUAGGUUGAGAGACAUGGAGAGUGUUGGAAGGGCUGUUUUGCCGAAGUUCUUCCUUGAGAACAUGAACCUUCAUGCAUAUGAGGUGUUAGCUUCCACGGGGAGGAGGGUUGUUUUUACUAGUAUCCCAAGGGUCAUGGUUGAAGGGUUUUUGAAGGAGUAUUUGAGUGUGGAUGUAGUUGAGGGGACUGAGCUGCAUGUGUUUGGGGACUACUACACUGGUUUUUUCACUGAUGAGGGUGUGCUUGUCAAGCACAAGGCUGUCAAGGAGGUCUUUGGAGAGAGCAAGCCUGAUAUUGGCCUCGGUGGGUCUGGUCUCAAUGACAAUCUCUUCAUGUCCCUAUGCAAGGAAGCCUAUGUAGUGAGCAAUGAAGACAGAAAGACCAGUGCAAGCUCAGUGAUGCCAAGACACAAGUAUCCAAAGCCCUUGGUAUUCCAUGAUGGUAGGCUAGCUUUCCUCCCCACACCAAUGGCCACCCUAUCAAUGUUCCUAUGGCUCCCAGCAGGAAUAAUCCUAGCCAUCUAUAGAUUGCUUGUGGGCAUCUUCCUCCCAUACAAGAUAGUCAUCUUGCUAGGAUCAUGGAUUGGGGUCCAUAUAAGAAUCAAGGGGUGCACCCCAUCAAGAUCAGCCACCAACAAAACUGGGGUCCUCUAUGUGUGCACCCACAGGACACUGCUGGAUCCAGUCUUCCUAAGUACAGCACUAGGGAAGCCUAUGACUGCAGUCACAUACAGCUUAAGCAAGAUGUCUGAGUUCAUUGCUCCCAUUAAAACAGUCAGGCUUACAAGGGAUAGAAAGCAAGAUGGUGUGACCAUGCAAAGACUACUGAGUGAAGGAGACUUGGUGGUCUGCCCUGAGGGCACUACAUGUAGGGAGCCAUAUCUACUCAGGUUUAGCUCCUUGUUUGCUGAGUUGGCUGAUGAGAUUGUGCCUGUGGCUAUCAACACUCAUGUGGGCAUGUUCUAUGGUACAACAGCCAGUGGCCUCAAGUGCUUGGACCCCAUCUUCUUCUUGAUGAACCCAUGUCCCACCUAUGUUUUGGAGUUCCUUGGGAAGGUGCCCAGGGAGCUAACGUGCGCCGGAGGGAAGUCUAGCUGUGAGGUGGCUAACCAUAUACAGAGACAACUGGCUGAUGCACUGGGUUUUGAGUGCACCACACUUACUAGGAGAGACAAGUACAUGAUGCUGGCAGGGAAUGAAGGAGUGGUCUGUGAUAUGAGGAAGAAGCCCAACAAUACUUGCUUGAGUGGUCCAAUGUAAGGAAAAAAAAAAAAACCAUUUGUAUUUUUUGCAAUUACAUGGUUUUUUGUUGCUAUGAUUGGUACCAUCAACCAUGUUGGUUUCAAAGACAUUUAUUAUAUAUAUAUAUAACUUGGUCAUUUUAUCUGUUUUUUUA